GUCUGGCCCGGCACACCAUGAUGCAGCACACCAGCGUUUGCCGUGAGCUGGCCUCACGCAACAUUAAACUUGGCCUGAAGACCUGCCAACUGAUGCUGUCAUUGGGCUGCUUUGUGGGAAUGGUGCUGUCGCCACAGCAGCCGGCAGAACCUGCUCUGUUCUUCACCACUUUUGGUGGCUACAUCAUCAUCUGUGCAGUCUCCAUCGUUGGCGUUGUACGGCGAGCAUUAAUGCCAAAAAUAUGUGAUGUAUCAUUCUCUCUGGUGGGAGUGGUCCUGAACUGGGCAUCUGGUGGAAUUCUGAUAGCUGAAAAUAGGGUUGAUGAUCACCUGCAAGUAACAAUGGCAUGUGGUGCUACUGCAGUGAUUAACUCCUUUGUUUUCCUUGCUGAUGCUAUUAUUGUCUAUAAGGACAUUGCACCUUACCCGCAGUACUAACAAUCUAGUUAUUUCAUAAGAAUGUACACUGAUUAUUGUGUGUGUGACAAUAUUUUCAUACAACUUUUUUUAGUUGUGAUAUCUCAACAAUUUUAUUCUUGUUUCAUCACAUCUUAUAAUGUUUUUUAAUAAAAUAAAAUAAUAUGACAAUGCAGAUUUAUUCAGAAUAAAUUUAUCUUUCUUUCCAAUGUAAAAUACAUUCCACUUAACAACAUUUGUGGUUGAGACACACACUACAGAAAUCAGCAACAAUACUGUGUUCACACUUAAAUAAUAAAUCAAGAAUUCUUUAUUUUAAAAUUGCAUUAUAGAAUGAAGACAUGUUUUAGCCAAUGGAACACUUUUUUCAUGAGAACCGAAGUGUAUAUCUAAAUCAGUCAUUAUAACACAAGAUGAUGAUAAAUGCACCAACUCACACUACACUCAAAAUGACUGAAGAUACAUUCUUGAUGAGCAACAACAAUUACUUUUUGAUAACCAUGUUCAAUCUUCAUUCUUUAUUUAAGUCUCAGAAAAGAAGAUUUAUAGCAUCAGAUAUUACAUGUUAAAGAAACUUUUAUUCAGAAUAAUAGUGAUUAGAAUGCUACAAAGGAAUAAAAUAUAAAACAUGUUAAGUUUUAAUCAAAUAACGACUACAAUAUCAAAAGAACAGCUUAUUUUUUAAAAAUCUGUUUAGUUGCCACACUUAAACUCAGAUCAAAUGCCAUUAAAAUGAAGCCCUAUAUGUUACAAACACUAAACUCUAUAUUUCACUUUUCUGCACUGCAUGAGAGCCAUCUUAAUUCACAAUGGUAUGGAAUCAAAAAUUGUCUGGGAUCAUUACAAUUCCUCAGAACAUGAUAAUUCAUUCUUCACUAACAAGGAAAAUAAUUUAUGAUUGUGUGAAAAUUCUUAGUAGGUUUAUCACAGAGAAGCAUUGUGAAAUAAGCUCUCUAAAUGUAUGUCUUUACCAAUUCUGAAAAGUGUAAAAAUGGAGACACCCCACUACAAAAAAUCCAGAAACAUAUGUUUUACUCAAAAGUACAAAUAUUUAAUCAUAAAUAACUACUUUCCUUUUUUAAGUUGUUACUUAAGAUACCAUGCACAAUAAAUAUGAGCUAAAGCACUUCUCUAAAUUAUUUACUAACAAAGAGAAAUUACAAGGAUUUCUUAAACUACAAAUUAAAUCUUACUGAACAUAAUAAUAAACAGAUUAAUGUGACUGAAUAACAAUUCUUUCACAACAAUUCUUUGUCUGUCAUUGGGCAUAUAUACUUAGUAUAAGAAAUAACUGGUACUACUGGAAUGCAUGAUAGUGUAUGCAAUGAUUAAUUCAGUUCACUAGUUUGUAAUCAACAGGAAACUAAAGUUCAGGAUCUUCUUAUAUGAUUAUUUUCGGUACAAGAGUGGUGAUAAUGGAUUUUAAAAUGAUAAAAAGAAGGGUCAAGAAACUUCUCACAAUGUUUUUCAGCACGUAUCACUCAUUUAUCACCGUCUUCUGCUGUUUAUCAUCAUUCAAUUAUCAGGUCAUUAAGAUGAUCAGAACUUUUGACAGAGCCUUAACCAUCUUCUUCAGUGUUAAUAUGUAAGACUUCUCUUAUUCUUAUGAUGCACUAAUUUUUAGUUAUUCAUGCCUCACAACAAUAAAAACCCAACUACCAACAAAUGAUAAUAAAACGCUAAAACUUUCCAAGGUUAAUAUUAUUUUCUAAUGGUGAACUCACAUGACUGCCGUCACCCUCUACAUGAGCACACUAACUGAUUCAACCACUGACUGACAUUUAUAGAGCAAACAAAGUCAUGGAGGAUAAAACAAUGCCCAACAUUUAUGCCUACAAAGUACCCAUAACUACAGGAAAACUAAUAAAACUGUACAUUUGUUUUGUCAGAGAUUGCACUACUUUGCAUCUUACUACAAGGAAAUGCAUAACGCUUCAAGCAGAUGUGAUUACUGAACAAAAUACUGCAAUCAAUUAAACUAUUUUGAUUCCAGGUCCUGCAGAGUUUCAGUUACAUGUAUACUGAAGAACUAAUAAUGUAAUGAUCUCUUGCAGAUCACAUAUAUCUCAUUAAAAGCAUACAGUGCUAUUAUACACUGCUGAGCUUUGCUACCUGACAAAAGGUACAUACAACCAUUUGCACAUACUUUACCUACACACACACACACACACACACACACACACACACACACACAUUCUUUCAUCAUCCGGACUAUGUGAAGAGAAUUUCCCAGCAGAAAAAUACUGUGAAAAACUAUACUCAUGAUGUUGAGAGGUCUGAUUAAUGUUUUACUUCAAUAUUUUCACAAUUUUUGAAUUCGUAUCAUACUAUAAGAAGUCAAAUUCUUGUAAUCAUUUGUCACAUUUUUGCAAAAAAAUUAUUGUGCAACAUUCUUCAUUGAUUCCAUAGUGAAACAUUAAAACCUGUACAUGUACAACUUGUAGUUCCGUAGUGAGUACAAAACAAAAAUCAACUACCUUCUAAUUACAGUACACACACAGAACAAAUGGACAUUCAUUGAACACAAUACACACAAAAAAAAAAACAUGCAAACAAGACUGUUCACAUAAACAGCUACCUGAAUGAGAAUCAGGGCCGAUAGUUAUUUGACUAGACAGCUGAAAUGAGGUAAAUUUAGUAAUAGAAGAAACAGAAUGGAUAACAGUGACAGAGAAACAUUGUUUCAAUAGGCCUACAAUGCUUUACGCAGAAUGG
This is a messenger RNA of Schistocerca gregaria, 3131 nucleotides long. RefSeq lists its product as uncharacterized. The record is from RefSeq and is a predicted model, not a curated record. The coding region runs from base 18 to 437 and encodes 139 amino acids. Gene Ontology annotation, biological process: septate junction assembly. The transcript has 3 exons. NCBI's taxonomy places the organism in Eukaryota, Metazoa, Arthropoda, Insecta, Orthoptera, Acrididae.